AUGUCUUUAUCAAAUUAAAUUUUUAGCUUAUUAAGGACACUAGAAACAUACAAAUAAAUUAAGCAGUAUAUAAUAAGAUUAAGAGAUCAAGAUGAGUAAAACUAUAAAUCAUUUUAGGAAUGUCUAUUAACCAAUAUGUGAUGCGAUAAUUUAAGGUCUGAACGUUAAAGAUCAUGUUUAAAAUUUAAUGGCUGCUAGAUUAGGUAAAGAUUCAGUAGAACAACAAAAUAUGGAUUUUAACAUUAUUUUUUAAGAAGUUUGUUUGCCCGAAUAUGAAAAAAUAGCUGAGUUCAAAAAGGACGAUCUUAGUGAUGACAGAGGGAGAUAUUAUUUCUCAGAAACUCCAAAUAAAGAAUAAUCCAGUUAUGGAAUUAGUUUAUUGAGAAUUAUUUUAGAGAGUAUAGAAGUAUGGGCGAAAACAUAUAUUUUUAAAAGUGAUUAAAUUACACAAACACUUUUUUUUGAGACAUAUUGUAAACUUUGUGUGAAAAAAAUAAAAUUUCCACAUGAAUAUAAAUAUUAUAAGAUAGAUGAAAUCUAAAAAAAUAUCUCCUCUUAAUUCUAAAUACUCUUUUAAAAUUUAAUUAAGAAUCAAAAUGAAAAUAAAUCAAAUCGAAAGUAAUAAACUUCACAAAUAAUUUAGUAAGAUUAACAAUAAAAGUAAAUUAAAGUUAAAAAACCAAUCUUAAUUCGUAAAUCUAGCAGUAUUUCUACUCCUAUAGAUCAAAAAGAGGCAGAAAUAAUUUCAAAAGCUCAGGAAUUGAAAAAUACAUUUAACUAAUUGAAAAAUUAAUUAUCAAAAAAAGCUUUAAGAAAAGAAUUUAAAUCAACCUAAUAAUAUAUUAAAGAUUUAACAGAGGUCAAUUAAAGCUUAGAAUAACUAAUGAAAGAUUUAGAUAAUAAAUUUGACGAAUUCUUAAGGUAAUGUGAUGAAGAUAUUAUUUUGGAACUUAUGGAGAUUAGUGAUUACUUAAAGGUUCUCUGUUAAUUAUUUGAAAAAUUACAAAAGAAUGAAUUAACUCUAUAAAACUAUAGAAAUAAAGUUGAGAAAUAUACAAAAUAAGUUCCAGAAUAAUAGAAAGAUAAAUUAAAUUAUGAAUAAUAAAUGGAAGAUUUUUAAAUAUAAUAUAAUGAAAUAGAGCAAAAAGAAAAAGAAAAAUAAAUUAUACAAUAGGAACAUGAAAAAAAAGUAUCAAAUUUAGAACAAUAAAUUACAGAAUCAAAUUAGUAGAGAAAUCUAUUAGAGGGCUAAUUAAAGUAAUUGUAAAUUAACUAUAGAGAGUUGAAAAAUAAUUCAAUUUAAUAAUAAGAUCUCGAAAGAAUGAAUAAUAAUUUAAUUGAAUAAAUAAGAUAAUUGAAUUUAUAACUGUAGAGAUAGAGUGAAGAAAAUAGCCUUAAAAUAGAAAAUAAGCGAUAUAAAAUAUCUAAAUUAAAAGAGGACAAACAAAAGAUAUAAUAGGAAAUAGAAAAUUUAUAAAGCUAAUAUAAUAGUGAUAUAACCUAAUUAAUAAAUUAAAAUAGAGAAUUAACAGAAAAUUAUAAUCGAACGAUUAAUUAAUUUCAGGAUUAGAAUCAAUUAAAUAGGGAAAUUUCUGAACUUAAAUAACAAUUAAAGACUGAGAGGAAAAAAUCUGGUUUAUUAAUGGAUGAGAAUAAGCAGAUAAAUUAAACGAUAUUAAGUCUUCAAUAAUAAUUAAGUACUAGAGAUUAAACAUAAUAGACCAAUUAAUAUGUUGGUCAACAUAAUUAAGAUUUAUAAUAAUGUUAAGCUGAAUUAAUAAACUAUAAAUAAUAAUUACGAUAGUUGGAGGCAUUGAAAAAAAAAGAAGAAAAUUAGUAUAAAGAGAAAAUAAAUAAUCUUGAAUAACAAUUAUAAAUAUAAUUAAAGGAGAGUCAAAAACAUUAAAUUUAAUCUAUUUCUCUUAAUCAAUAAAAUAUAGAAUUACAUAGAGAAUUAUAAAAAUAAAAAAAGCAAUCAGGAUAGGAAUAGAUAAUAUAAUUUGAAAAUCAAAUACCUAAAAGUAAUAAUAAUCUUGAUUAGGCUACUUAAAGAAAUAAUUCAAAUAAAAGAGAAUAAACUUAAACUAGUAUACCAUAUUUUGAUUAUUAGCACUUUUAAAAUAAACAAAUAGAUUUUGUUGAAAAUGUCCAAAAUUUAUUUACAAAAACUCAAUAAUAAAAGAUACCUGUGAAAAGUGAAAUAAUUAUAUUUCCUUAUAAAACUGCAGAAUCGUAUUAUAAAAAGAAAGUUCAACCUCAUAAAGGAAUUGUUGUUAAAUUUCAUAAUUUUUUAUAAAAUUAACUUAUAAAUCAAAAUAAUUUGACAUUGUAUAAAAUUUACCAUUUGAAUAGAAUCAAUCAUACAAUUUUUGUUGAUAAUUAAGAUCUAAAAAUUGGAGUUAUCAAAUAAGUUCAAUAGAAUAGUUUCAAUUAUUAUAUAAAUUAUGGUUUAUAUUUAGAAACUGGCUUUUAAUGUUUGAAGUUAAAAGCAUGUAUUAAAAAUUUAAUGAAUUUUAAAACUAUUUGGACAUCUUUUCCAGAGAUAUAGUAAAAUAUAUAUUAUAAAUAAUAAAUGAUUUUGGAAGUAAGUAUUAAAGUAAGAGAAACAGAAAUGAAUGAAGUGCCAAUAUUGGAAAUAAAUUAUAAGUAAGUUAUGAUAUUAAUGAAAUAGUAAUAAGAUUGAAUAAAUUUUAUUGCCAAUUCAAAUUUUAUGUUUGAUAUAAUAUCAUUAAAUAAAUUAAAAUAGAUAUCAAACUAGAUGGAAGACUUCAAAAAUAUAUAGGUCUGAAGUAUUUGAAUACAAUCAAUUAGUUUUAACUGAUCAUAAAGAUAUUNAUAAUUAAGAUUUAUAAUAAUGUUAAGCUGAAUUAAUAAACUAUAAAUAAUAAUUACGAUAGUUGGAGGCAUUGAAAAAAAAAGAAGAAAAUUAGUAUAAAGAGAAAAUAAAUAAUCUUGAAUAACAAUUAUAAAUAUAAUUAAAGGAGAGUCAAAAACAUUAAAUUUAAUCUAUUUCUCUUAAUCAAUAAAAUAUAGAAUUACAUAGAGAAUUAUAAAAAUAAAAAAAGCAAUCAGGAUAGGAAUAGAUAAUAUAAUUUGAAAAUCAAAUACCUAAAAGUAAUAAUAAUCUUGAUUAGGCUACUUAAAGAAAUAAUUCAAAUAAAAGAGAAUAAACUUAAACUAGUAUACCAUAUUUUGAUUAUUAGCACUUUUAAAAUAAACAAAUAGAUUUUGUUGAAAAUGUCCAAAAUUUAUUUACAAAAACUCAAUAAUAAAAGAUACCUGUGAAAAGUGAAAUAAUUAUAUUUCCUUAUAAAACUGCAGAAUCGUAUUAUAAAAAGAAAGUUCAACCUCAUAAAGGAAUUGUUGUUAAAUUUCAUAAUUUUUUAUAAAAUUAACUUAUAAAUCAAAAUAAUUUGACAUUGUAUAAAAUUUACCAUUUGAAUAGAAUCAAUCAUACAAUUUUUGUUGAUAAUUAAGAUCUAAAAAUUGGAGUUAUCAAAUAAGUUCAAUAGAAUAGUUUCAAUUAUUAUAUAAAUUAUGGUUUAUAUUUAGAAACUGGCUUUUAAUGUUUGAAGUUAAAAGCAUGUAUUAAAAAUUUAAUGAAUUUUAAAACUAUUUGGACAUCUUUUCCAGAGAUAUAGUAAAAUAUAUAUUAUAAAUAAUAAAUGAUUUUGGAAGUAAGUAUUAAAGUAAGAGAAACAGAAAUGAAUGAAGUGCCAAUAUUGGAAAUAAAUUAUAAGUAAGUUAUGAUAUUAAUGAAAUAGUAAUAAGAUUGAAUAAAUUUUAUUGCCAAUUCAAAUUUUAUGUUUGAUAUAAUAUCAUUAAAUAAAUUAAAAUAGAUAUCAAACUAGAUGGAAGACUUCAAAAAUAUAUAGGUCUGAAGUAUUUGAAUACAAUCAAUUAGUUUUAACUGAUCAUAAAGAUAUUACUAAAUUAAAUUAAUGUUUUAUUAUAAAAAAUCGAGAUAAAAUUAAUAGUUAUAAUUAAGGUUUGGAUGAAAUAAAAUAUAUUGCAUAGUUUGGAUUAAAAUAGUAUAAUGUAGAAGGUAUUAUAAAAUUUGAGUUGAUGCCUGAUUAUAAAAUGAUAAUUUAUGUAGGAAUUGAAAAUAGUAUGAAUAAUAAUUAAUUGAUUUAGAGAUUAAUAAAUGCAUAUUAAAAUAUUUUUAUAUAAGUUUGA
This is a messenger RNA of Paramecium pentaurelia, 4176 nucleotides long. Lineage: Eukaryota; Ciliophora; Oligohymenophorea; Peniculida; Parameciidae. The record is from the annotation of a GenBank genome assembly.